Messenger RNA from Kalmanozyma brasiliensis GHG001, 4692 nucleotides. RefSeq lists its product as uncharacterized. The transcript has a single exon. The record is from RefSeq and is a predicted model, not a curated record. Lineage: Eukaryota; Fungi; Basidiomycota; Ustilaginomycetes; Ustilaginales. Bases 1 to 4692 code for a protein of 1563 amino acids.
AUGGAUCUUCACUUUGGAACACCAGCUCGACUCGAGCGUCAGAUCGCUCAGGAUCUGAUGGAAACGCAGUCCGAGUUCGAUCUUUCCAUGCCUGGGGGCGAUACCCGCGAUAUCAGCGCUUCCCUCACAACAACAAGGACCCCGCUGGGUGCAACCAAUCGACACAACUCAUCCUUCUCGAGGCCGUCAGACACCUCGGACGUGUCGUUCACCUCCCCCGCUAAGCAGACUCACCUCGCUACACCGCACGCCAGUAAGCAGCCCGUGACUUUGGCUGCUGCCAUUCAGAAUGCGCGACAACACCCCAGCAGCAAUGCCGUACAGGACACGCCCGUCAAAGCGAUGUCAUCCUCGUCGUCGGCCUCCAGCGUGUCCGACUCGCCGCAUUCAGUGCAGUUUCCGGAUCCAUACACCCACAUCAGAAGCACCUCGCCGCCGCUCACAUCCACCCCACAACGCACGGUUGGUGCAGCAUCUACGGUUGGAUCAAGGUCGCGCACCGUCAUGACCGCUCGUCCACUGCAUCCUUCUACCGCCGAGAGCACCGCCACACAUCGAUACGAUGAGACGACAAAGACGUCGACUUCCAGAGCUGCUCAUUCCACGCGCUCUGCUUCAGCCUUGCUUGACGACCUCACCGAGUCGUCCAUCGCGCCGGAGGAUGCAUCCGACCCUGAACGCGUAUCUGAAGCUCCCUCGCCAGAGUUGCACGAGGCUCAAGUGAAUCAGCAGCAGCAUCAGCAAGAUGGCCGCGACUUUGUGGUCUACGAUGCUCCCCCAGCUGCUUCUUCAUCACGGAAUGCGUCUCCUGCCUUGAGUCAGAGCUCGACUGGCGGUAAUGGCGAUGGUAUUGACUGGAGGCAGCGUCGCGCACAGCGCCGGCAACUGGUUCAGAAUGACGAGUCGGCUGUAGAUGACGACGAGACCCAGGCUCACACAGAGGCAGAUACCCGCACCUUGGCCUCAUCGCAGCCCGCUGGCACCGCCGCUACCCGUGCGGAAUCGGUAGCAGAGACCGAGUACACCGCCACUGCCUAUUCUAGUCCAGCGGCAGCUCGUCUCGCGCGUCAGGUCAUCAUCGCGAGGUCAACUCCGGAAUCGGCAACCAGCACACCGAAUCGACCGCUUCAAUCCGACCUUGUUACGCCCAAGCAUGCUUCUGCUUCCGAAGAGCGCGCCAGAAUGAAGCAGUAUCUUCUCAACAGCGUGAAAGCAACCGAAAAGACCCGUUCGCGCUCCGGUCGAUCUUCCGACGCGCAUCUCGAAGCCAUCGAGCGUCUCAAAGCGCAAGCACAGCUGCACAGGACCCCAGGCUCCCUCUCCGAAGGUGAUGCGAGAACCACGGAGGAUGGCUCACCGGCCACAUCCACCGACCCGACGCCUCGACGCAGAAUGGACCGCCUUGGCAAGGCCAACACAUUCGCAGCAGGGCGCACGCCUCUGCCCAAAGGGGGGGUUGCUGAGCUGCUCCGACGCGGCGCCCUCUUUGGUGUCUCGAACUCAAGUGCCGCUUCCAGCCUAGCCGCCGAGAGUCCUCUUCGCGCAGGACCAGAAGCAGUAGAACCCGCCAAAGAUGAUGACGUAGCCAGCGCUGUCGGCUCGACCACGACGUACUCAGAAGCCUCGUCCAACGACCUCGCUCUCGCUCCGAAUGGGUCCAAGCACGGUGCUAUGGGUCUGCGAGCCAACACCUCUUUUCCCGGUCUCGGCGCAGCCGACGCUGGUACUGAAGCAAACUCAGUGGCAAGGCCGCGCGUCGAUGCAGCCAAGCUCGCACUCUAUCAGAGCAAGCUCAAUGCGCGGCUCGACGCCGAGAACGAAGAGCUCAAACGCGAGCGUGACCAGCUGCUUCAGAAGCUCGACAGACUGGAGGCUGGCUUAUCCAGUGGAGCCUCUUCUGCUGAGCUCGAUGCUGUCCAUCAACAGUUGCAGGAUGAACGUCAGCGGGCCGAGGCUCUCGACAAAGAGGCGCAAGAGCUUGCUGACCUUCUGGACGACAAAGAACGGGAGCUCGUUUCGCUCAAGGCUUCACAAGACGUGCCGCAGACCAACGAGGGACAGGAGCAAGAACUGCGAGACGAGAUCAGCGAGCUGCAAAACUUACUCAAGGACAGAGAGGAAGACCUCGAGGAGCUCGAGGCGCGUCUGCAGCGAGAACGAGCUCAAAUGGAAGAGCAAGUCCAGCAAGCGAAAGCAUUUUCCUUCCAGACCCUCGACAAGAUCGAGACCGAGAGAGACCAAGCUCUCGAGCGCGUUCACGCACUGCAGGCCGAGCUUUCGGAGCUGCUGAAAUCGGAACCGUCUUCUCGGUCGGUCACACAGGAUGGCGAGGCCGGCGCGGCGCUUCGCAUGCAAGAGCUGGAAGCUGAAAGAGCGAGCCUAGCAAAGGAGCUGGAGUCGCAAAGCGAAACAGUUCGCAACUUGCAGACCGAGAUUGAGUCUCUCCAGGACCAGGGCAGCAGCGAUGCCGCUCGUAUCCGUGGCUUGGAACGCCGUCUCAACGCAGCCAACGCGCAGCUCUCGAGGGGUGCAAGCUCCGAACCAGCCGACAACAGCCAGGCAAUGCAGGUCGAAAGUGUCAAGGACGAACUCCGCGAAGCACAGGCCUACAUUGCAGAAUUGGAAGCAAGAGCCAACGAUCCAAAGUCGUCGACGUCAUCUUCGGUGCAAGACGAGAGAAUUCGGUUCCUCGAGCGACAAAAAGCCGAGCUGGAAGACCGAGUCCAACAGUACCGCGAGAUGAUCAGCAAGGGCGUUGGCACCAACCUCGCCAACUUGUCCAAGAACGAUGACAGGGGCGAUGCUGCAUCCAUCUCGCCAGUGACGCCCGGAAGGACGCCACACGGGUCCUCGCCGCUGCCAAAAUCGGUCAUGAGCCUGCGAAACAUCUCUGCUGUCAAGACGCCUCGCUCUCCAGGCCCGCUCAGUGAAGCCUCUUGGCUGUACAACGAGUCGAGUCUCGGCGCGGCCAAUGUCGUCGACAGGAUCGCGUAUCUCGAAGGAGCGCUUGAUGAGGCCAACGCCUCGAUCGAUGCAAAGCUGCAGCAGCUCGACGAGGCGGGUGUUGCGCACCUCACCCUAGCCGAACGACUCCAACAGGCCCACGAGCGCAUCGCCGAGCUCGAAGCGGAGAUCGAACGGCUUCGCAUGCUCGGCGGACUCAGCGGAGACACGUCCACCGCAAGCCCCAACAAGAGCGUCAGCCAGCGACAAAAAGUCUUUGCCGAUGUACACGCUCAGCUCGAGGCGCUCAAGAGCCGGUGGGCCGCCGACAAUGAUAAGCUGCAGCAACGCGAAAGGGAGCUCGAGCGUCGGGAGCGAGAGCUGCAGGACCGCAGCACGGAGAAGCGCCAAUACCAGGAAGUAUUGGCCGAGCUCGAUCGCUUCAAGGAAGCCGCCUCCUCGCUGCAGCAAGACUUGCAGCGCGAGCGAGCUCAGCAACGCAGCAAGCUCGCCGAGACGCGCGCCGCUAGCCAGCAGAAGGACUCGAUCGAGGGCAGCCUGUCGCGCACUCAAGCCGAGCUCGACGCGGUCAAGCGCAAGCUGGAGCAGAAGAUGGGCGGACUUGAAGCCCUUGGUCGCCAGUACAUGGAGAGGGCGGUGCAGCCCGAGGGCUCGCUCGCUCGCCGCGAAAAGGCACAGCUCGACAGCCAAGCCGAGCAGCUGGCCGAUCGCUUCCAUGCGGCUCAGUCCGAGGUCGAAAUGCUCAAGGCCGAGCGCAACGACCUUCUCACGCAACGUGCUGACCUGCACAAGAAAUUUGCUACGGCCAACGAGAACUACGAACAGGUGCUUGCCGACCUGGCUGCCUCGCGAACGGCGUUGGCCGAGCACCAGGCGCAGCUGGACGAGCAGAUCGAGCAGAUGGAGGCAGCGCACGCAGCCUUGCGCUCCAAGAAGGUGGCCUACGAGAAGAUCGCCGGCGAUCGUGACCGUCUCCGAGCCGAGCGCGACUUGAUCGUCCACGAUGUGGGCAUGUUCGAGCAGGAGCUGCGCAAGCUGCGUCGCGAGGCAGACCGACAGGGUGCCGAUUUGGAAGCGCUGCGAGCCGAGCGCGAACAAGCCCGACGUCAGCUGGCCUCCGACGGCGACGCCAAGGACCGAGAGCGUGCCGAGUUCAUGAUUCAGGUCAGGACGUUGGUCGACCAGCUCAAGUCCAAGACGCAAGAGGUGGACAGGAUCAAGACCAAGCUCGACGAUCUCGAGCGAUCUCGAACCAUGGCACCGCCGCCCUACGUGGAGGAGCACUCGCUCGUCGCAGCACGCAAGAUGCACGAAGCCGAAUGCAAGGGCCUCAUCCUUCAGAUCAAGUACCUCAAGCUCAAGCUCAACCGCCAGAUGGACCUCCGAGCCGACUUGACCCACCAGAAGCAGUACAUCAGCCUGCUUCUGCAAGGCUUCGCUCGCUCAGACAAGGAGCUCGGUAGACUCAUCUUCGACCUCAACCUUCAGCAUCACUCCCGAGACACGCGGAAGAGGUCGGACGAGGUGAAGCGCAGAUGGGCCAAGGCUCUCAACGCGGCGAGCGCGGUGGCAAGAAUGCGCCUGUUAGCGGGCAAGGCAAGGCAGGUCAAGGAGAUCAAGCAGAGUCUGCAGAAGGCUCAUGAGGAGGUUCAGUCGCGGAGAAAUGUCGUACCGGCACCGAACACCAUCGGGUUGAAGGCUGGAUUGGCAGCUGGCGGCAGAAGAUGA